This is a messenger RNA of Ochotona princeps (American pika), 3358 nucleotides long. RefSeq names its product AGBL carboxypeptidase 1 (gene AGBL1). NCBI's taxonomy places the organism in Eukaryota, Metazoa, Chordata, Mammalia, Lagomorpha, Ochotonidae. The record is from RefSeq and is a predicted model, not a curated record. Gene Ontology annotation, molecular function: zinc ion binding; metallocarboxypeptidase activity. The transcript is spliced from 23 exons. Gene Ontology annotation, biological process: proteolysis; protein side chain deglutamylation; C-terminal protein deglutamylation. The coding region runs from base 1 to 3348 and encodes 1115 amino acids.
AUGGCCGAGCAGGAGGCCAGCGCGCUGCAGAUGCUGCUGCACACGCUCCAGAGCUCCAGCGACCGGGAGUCCAUCCUGACCAUCCUCCGGGUACUGGACGAUCUGCUGUCUAUUGGCACAGAUCGCAGGAUCCACUACAUGAUCAGCAAGGGUGGCAGUGAGGCCCUGCUGCGGACCCUGGUGGACAUGGCGAGGACGGACCCCCCCGACUACGAGGCCCUCCUGCCUCUCUUCCGGCUGCUGGCCAAAGUGGGCCUGAGAGACAAAAAGAUCGGGCAGAAGGCCCUGGAGCUGGACGCACUCGACGCGACGCUGAUCCUGGCCAGGAAGAACGUGUCCCACAGCUGGAACCUCCUGCACUGCCUCUGGGCUCUGCGUGUGUUUGCCGGCCAGGUCACCACAGCAGCCAUGCUGGGCAUCAACGGAGCCUUGGAGCUGCUUUUCCAGGUCAUCCCUCCUUACACUUGCAAGCGUAUGCGGACUAUCAGGGCAGCCACGGAAGUCCUAGCUAUGCUGCUGAGAUCCAAGUCCAACAGCCGCAGGGCGGUGAACCAGGGCUACGUGGGCAGCCUGCUCAGGCUAUACCAGGACUGGCACAGCCACGACACGGCCAACAGCUUCAUGCUCCUCCGCCGGGGCCUUCUGCUCUGCCUGAGGAACGUCACGGCUGUGUGCUCUGGCCGGGAGGCCUUCCGGGCGGCGGGGGGCCUGGAGCUGCUCUUCAGCAUCACUCAGAAACACCUGGAGGACAGCAGCAUGGAGCCCGUGGUCUCGGCCAUGCUUCAGAUCCUGCGGCAGUGCUGCCCGAGGAGCCCCCUGCCCCUGGCCACAGCCAGCUGUGCCUACACAGCCCUGGUACCGGGGAGUGCUGCCCCCACCCCACCCCGGGUGGUAACUGACGGAGAUUUUGAAGAUGACGGUGAUGAAGAGCUGGAUGAAGACUUGGAUCCUGAAGAUGGGAAAGAGGACGAUGACCUGGACACAGACGUAGGCAAACUGAGUUCCGAUCCUGGCUGUGACUGGCCUGAAGAGGAGCUGGCGCAAUAUGAGGCCAUGUGUCCUGAGCUCUCCUGCAGCUUGGAGGAACUGGAGCCCCGAUGUGGAAGUGCGGCGAACUUGCCACAGACCUGCUGUGCCAAUCCCCAGCACAUUUCGAGUGCUGCCCCUGCCACACAGCGUGGCUUGGGUCAGGACCCAGAAGCCCAGGAGCAAGAAUGCAAAAACACUGGGCAUACUUCUCUUCUGAGCAUGGUGAAGACGGUGAGGGCUGCUGUGCCCCUGGGCGUCCGGAGAAGGGCGAGGAGCCCGCACCCAGGUGGACAAGCCAAUGACCUUGGGGUGGACUCACCUGGAAAGCAAAGCCCUUGUACCCAGGCCUCCCCUGGAGAGCACGCGUGGGAUGUGGAGGCCAUCUCCUGCCCCAGGCUGGAUGCCUCCUGGGACAGUCCUCCCGGAGGGCCCGCACACCCACUGGCAGAGCUCCUGGAGCUGCACCCCCAGCAUGUCCGUUUCCACGACCCCCACCUGUAUGUGGCCAAAGCGAAAGGAACCAGAUCUGUGGUGGCCUUGGAGAGGGUGGCCUUUCCUGACCUCUGGGGACACUGUCCACCUCCCUCUGCCCAGCCCAUGUUGGAACGUACACGUGGAGUGCAAAGGGUCAAGAUCCUUGAGGACAUCCGGAGGCUUAUCCAGCCAGCUGAUAUCACCUACAAAGUGGUCUUCAGCUUGGACGAGCCUGGGCUUUCGCAAGACACCACUUCCAGCUGCCUGAGGUUCUUUUCCAAGUUUGAGUCAGGCAACCUGCGCAAGGCCAUCCAAGUGCGGGAGUUCGAGUAUGACUUGCUGAUCAACGCUGACAUUGGCAGCUCCCAGCACCAGCAGUGGUUCUACUUUGGGGUGAGCGGGAUGAGGGCUACUGUCCCUUACCGCUUCAACAUCAUCAACUGCGAGAAGCCCAACAGCCAGUUCAAUUACGGGAUGCAGCCGACCCUGUAUUCGGUGAAGGAGGCCCUCCUUGGCAGACCUGGCUGGGUGCGGGUUGGCUCUGAGAUCUGUUACUACAGGAACCAGUACGCUCAGGGUGUGGCUGGUGCCGGCGGAGCGCCCGGGAGGUGUCACUACACCCUCACCUUCUGCGCCACCUUCCCGCACGGUGAGGACGUCUGUUACCUGGCUCACCACUACCCCUACACCUACUCAGCCCUCAUGACACAUCUUGAGCUGAUGGGAAGAAGCGUUAGCCACAGGCAGGUCUAUUUCCGACAAGAGGUCCUCUGCCACACGCUGGGAGGGAAUGCGUGUCCUCUGGUGACCAUCACGGCCAUGCCUGCAUCCAACAGCGCUGACCAUCUGGAAGAGCUCCGACAUCGACCCUACCAGGUGAUCACUGCCCGGGUCCACCCAGGAGAGAGCAACGCCAGCUGGGUGGUGAAGGGGACCCUGGAGUUCCUGGUCAGCGGGGACCCUGUGGCAAGGCUCCUGAGGGAGGCCUUCAUCUUCAAAAUCAUCCCCAUGCUCAACCCAGAUGGCGUCAUCAGUGGCAAUCACAGGUGCUCACUGAGAGGGGAGGACUUGAACAGGCAGUGGCUUGCGCCCAGCAUGCAGUUCCAGCCCACCAUCUACCACACCAAAGGCCUCCUCCACUAUCUGACCAGCAUUGGCCGCAGGCCCGUGGUCUUCUGUGAUUUCCACGGCCACUCUCAGAGGAAGAACGUGUUCCUGUACGGGUGUAGUGUCAAGGAGACCCUGUGGCAGGCAGCGUGCCCAGUGGGCUCAGCCAAUCUCUUGGAGGAUGUCAGCUACAGGGCACUCCCCAAGAUCCUUGAUAAGCUGGCACCGGCGUUCACCAUGAGCGGCUGCAGCUUCCUCGUGGAGAAAUCCCGAGCCUCCACGGCCCGCGUGGUGGUGUGGCGUGAGAUGGGCGUGUCCAGGAGCUACACCAUGGAGAGCAGCUACUGCGGCUGCAACCAAGGCCCCUACAAGGGUUUGCAGUUUGGAACAAGGGAGCUGGAAGAAAUGGGUGCCAUGUUCUGCCUGGGCCUCCUCGUCCUGGAACUCAAGUCCGCCGGCUGCCGCCAACAUCUUCUAGCCCGUGCUGCAGCUCUGCUGGACUCGGAGGAGGCGGCUCUGGACCUGUGCCUACAGCGGUGCAGCGGCAGCAGCGGCACCGCAGAGCUGGACGAUGAGCCCCCGUGCGCCGAGGAGGUUGAGUACAGCGUGGACAGCGGCUCAGACCUGGACGCCAGCUUCCCUGAGCUCGACCGGCAGCUCCGGGACUGCACCUUGACUGCGGAGGAAGGGGAGGAGGAAGAGGAGGAUCUGAAGAGCAGGAGAAGAGGCAUCCCGUAGCCCAGCCGUG